Molecule: messenger RNA, 799 nt
Organism: Drosophila biarmipes
Lineage: Eukaryota; Metazoa; Arthropoda; Insecta; Diptera; Drosophilidae
Exons: 2
Coding region: 54-758 (234 amino acids)
Molecular function (GO): signaling receptor activity
Source: RefSeq, a predicted model, not a curated record
UGAAUGCAUCUGCAUCAGUCUGUUUUUGCCUUCCGAACCGCAUAGUAACUAAGAUGAGAGCAUUGCUGACUUAUAAUAUACUCCUCGUAUUUACGAUACACAUAAGGACGUCAUAUUCAGCAGCUUGCCAGGGAGAUGAUUGCCAGUCCCAGUGUGCUGCUUACUGCUUUGGGGUUCUGAGUCCCUGCAUGUCGAACCUGGCGAGCCUACAGAGACGCACGGAGGCCUGUGAAGCAGCGGUUGCUAUUGCGAGAUUAGCUCUCAACGAUCGAAGGCUGGACACCUUUGGUACUUCACUAACCGAGCAACCGGAAAGGAAAAAUAACUCACAGCUACUUUUGGCACCCUCCCCCGAAACCAGAAAAUUGGAAGCCAGCGACAACUUUAAGCAACUGGGCAGCAAAUAUUACUACAUUGAAAGGGAAAAUAAGACUAACUGGCACGAGGCCCUGGAGAAAUGCCAUAAAAUGGGUGGCUAUUUGGCCAGUCUGCAAAACCAAGAGGAAUUGGACGUCUUCAAUGGCAGGUUGGAUGGGCUAAACCGCUACUGGAUCGACGUGACUAGUCAGUUCAAGGAUGACGAAUUUGUAUCUAUAACUAAGGGAUCGAAAGCAAACUUUCUUAGCUGGGCGGAUGGCGAACCCACUAAAGAUGGCCAGUGUGUGGAUAUACGAACCUUCAACAAAAAGACUACCAUGAAUGAUAAUACCUGCUCUGGAAAUCUUUUCUUCAUCUGCGAGAAAUCGUACGAUAUAUAGAAGCUUGGAGUUCAUUUAUAUUAAAUGUGAAGAGAAAUAAA